Eurytemora carolleeae is the source of this 722-nucleotide messenger RNA. Its product is annotated as inversin-B. The record is from RefSeq and is a predicted model, not a curated record. NCBI's taxonomy places the organism in Eukaryota, Metazoa, Arthropoda, Copepoda, Calanoida, Temoridae. Bases 100 to 693 code for a protein of 197 amino acids. Gene Ontology annotation, molecular function: protein binding. The transcript has 9 exons.
GUACAAUUGUACAGUUUACAAUGAAAAAAGUAAACAUCAAAACUUUAAAGAUAAAUAAGGGUCUAACUAUAAUUCUGAAAUUCUAGGAAGUCUUUGUCUAUGCCCCUGUUGUCCCUGCUGAACGAGGACGGAGAGGAGCUACCUGUACACCUAGAGGAUAUCGAGGAGAACGAGGUCUUUCAAGACGCACCCAUCAUCUCUCCGCUAACUCCCAAGCUCACCCCCACAAUCAGAGCUCAGAACCUAUCACCAUUCUGGCUUAGUGGUGCCAAUAACCUUCCACUUCCACAGAUCUCCGGAUCGACAGGAGAUUCACCUCUAGAUCCACUUCGUAGUCCUGGAGCUGGAGUAGGGUUCUCUAUGCUCCAUGCUGCAGCUAUAACAGGAGACUGUUCAGGACUAGAGAAGCUUGCGAGCGGAAAUUUCUGUGAUAUUGAUUUACGAGAUAAAUUUGGUCGAACUCCUCUGAUGUACGCAAUUCUUGGAAACUAUCCAGCUUGCGUAGAUAUUCUUCUUCAGAAUGGAAGCAAUGCAACAUUAGUGGACAGCAGUGGUAGGAACAGUUUACACUGGGCAGUGCAUCAUGAUAAUUUCGACUGUGUUCGAUCAAUUCUCAGCAAGGUUAAGUUAGACUGGAAAACACCGGAUCAGGGAGGGGUAACAAUUCUCCAUCUAGCUGCCAGGGAAGGUUAAACUUGAUAUAGAAUGGAAAAAUUUGUCCA